GGGGCCUGGGUGCAUGUGAUGAGGGGAGUGUCCGCUCCCCGGAGUCCCGAGUCUCGCUGCUGCUACCGCCCUGUUUACAGUGACAGCGCUGCCCCCAGCAGUUCCUGCCCCCGGCGGGUGAUCGGCGCAGGGGAGGCGGCAGAGACAGGCGCCCCAGCCCGGGACCACACGCCAGGCGGCCUCGCUGGUUCCCCGAUCUUCUGAAGAAGAUGGUGGAUCGCCUAGCAAACAGUGAGGCUAAUGCAAGACGUAUAAAUGUAGUGGAAGGCUGCUUUGGUACCGCAGGCCAGCCUCUGGCUAUUGAAGGCCGGGUUCUGAUUGGGGAAGGUGUGCUAACAAAGCUUUGCAGAAAGAAACCCAAAGCAAGACAGUUUUUCCUGUUCAAUGACAUUCUGGUUUAUGGCAAUAUAGUUAUUCAAAAGAAGAAGUACAACAAGCAGCACAUAAUCCCGCUGGAAAAUGUUACAAUUGACUCGAUACCAGAUGAAGGCGAUCUGCGGAACGGUUGGCUCAUCAAAACGCCUACAAAGUCGUUUGCGGUUUAUGCAGCCACUGCCACCGAGAAAUCAGAAUGGAUGAACCACAUCAAUAAGUGUGUAUUCGAUUUAAUCUCAAAAAGUGGAAAGACGCCUAACAGCGAACACGCUGCAGUCUGGAUCCCGGAUUCUGAAGCUCACACUUGCAUGCGCUGUAAGAAAGUGAAGUUUACGCCUGUUAACCGAAGGCAUCACUGCCGUAAAUGCGGCUUCGUCAUCUGCGGACUUUGUUCUGAGAAGAAGUUCCUUCUGCCCAACCAGUCGUCUAAGGCCGUGCGGGUCUGUGACUUCUGCUAUGAGCAGCUGUCCAGCGGAGACUUGUCCUCCUGCCAGCCUGGCCGAUCAGACUCUCUCUGCAGCUCCCCCAAAUCAACAAAUCAUAUGUCCGAUGAUGAAGACGACGAUGACAGCAGCGACUGAGCUGAGAAAGAGAGCUGUUCCAAGGACGAUAGCUUUGGGGAGCAGGGAAAGAAAAUCAAUGGAGCUGCUUCAUUUGAAAUCAUUUACAGUUGUUACUGAUAGUGUGUAACCUCAGAUUAAUGAUUCACCUUUGGCCUGAGAAUAUAUUACUACAUGUGCCUUGAUAUAACAAUCAUUUUUGGUUCUUUCAGGGAUAAACUUUUAUAAGCCUUUUUAUAAUCUGUUUCCGCUUGUACUGAGCAGCGUUGCUAAUAGAUUUUUAUAGAUGAUGGAAAUCUUUAUGAACAUGCUUUGUUUUGUUUUUUCCUGAAAUUGCAAAUGAUAUUUUAUAGAAAUUAGGAGCAGACGGAGGGGACGCGUCUGAUCUGCUGCGGGUUGUGCCUUGUUGCUAUGAUUGGCAAAAAUAAUUUUUAUAUCUGACAUGACGUUGAUAGCACUUGGUCAGACACUAUAAGAAUAAAGUAUUCAAUGUAGAACUGAAAGUUUGUCAACACGAUUUAUUGCCUACAUUAAGAUCACAACUGAGCUUUAUAUUUUAUAAUGUCUGAACCAUUGGCAAAAUACUAGGCUCCCUAGUGUCCUGCAGACAGCUUGCCACUAGUUAACUUGUGUGAGAUGUUUUCUCUACUGUCUAAGCACAUUCUUUAGGGUGCAAGCAGUAUGCUUCAUGACCUCUCGCAUUCUUUUUUUUUUUUUUCCCUACUAAAGGAGGCCCAGUACUGCGUGUCGGUGGGUGUUUCGUUUUCUCUCUCUGUUUAAAUGGCAGCAGGAUGUUUUGUGAACAUUCCUCGUCUACUGGGUUAUGUGAUAUGCAUUAGAUACAUAUAGGUGAAUCAAUACAAGAAAGUGUAUUCAUAAAAACAAUUGUGGAUAUUGGGUUGCAGUAAAAUUGGAAUUUCAUAUCUAUUUGUGAAUAUAGUACAAUUGCUCUGCUCUGACAGGUCUUAGGACUUGUACCCUGAGGUGCACGUUAUAUUAGUGGAUUUUAACAAUGCACUAAAAUGGUUCUGCAAAUGGACACCCCCUGUUUCCAAUAAUCCCUUUACCUACUUCCAAUGUUACUCGGGAGCAAUGCAGAUUUAGAAAUGUGUGCAAAAUAACCACACGUCUAAUGUCUGAGUUUGUCAGGUGGUUUCACUAGGUGGAGUUAAACAUGUGUGAUUGAAUGCAAAUGCCAGAGGUUAUCCAGGGUUACACAGUAACUCCAUAUGAGGAGUGUUUUAUUCCACUUCUACAUCCGGGUCAGAUUGUAUCAUCUAAACAGUUUAUCUCUUUGCAUCCAGUAUCCUAUAUAUUGGACCUUAAUGCCCUCGAUUCAAAUUGUAUACAAUUUUUCCCUUAAAAUAUUCGUAACAAAUGUAAUACAUUGUCUGACUAAAUAUUUACAAAAUAUCAACAUAGGAAGCAAAUGAUGUCAGAAUAGAUUGUGAUGGCCACCACUAAAUGGCAAUGUUGACCGGGCUUCUUUGGCCACUAAAAUGCCCCUGCACAGCCAAUGUCGCACGACUUGUAAUUGUUGUAAAUGUAUGAAAGUUUAUUUUGAGGUGAUUGUGGUUUUCUUUUCUUAUUUUUUUUUUUUUGUUUCUUUUUUUUUUAUUGCUUUCUUUUUGAGUUUUUGGUUUAAUGUUGUUACUACCCUCACAUUUCCGAAGGUAUGUGCCCAGUAUUGCUAAUCAGUGGGCUAUACACCUACUGUUGCCCCAGUAGGUGUAUAUUGUAACACAUAAGGCAUAACACAGGAAAGAUCAAUAUGCAAUUUAUUCAUCCAUUCACAUAAUCCAAAGAAUACACGUCUUAUGCUCAGGCUUAUUGCCUGUGUGUUGCUUCCGAAAAUGGGUUUCUAUACGUUUUUUGUAAAUGUUCUUUCCGAUAUUCUAUUUAAGAGAUGGCGGAUUAAGUAUUUUAAUAAAUCUGUUUAUACUUCCGGUGUGAUCUAGUAACUUGAGAACUAUGCAAGCUGUAGCUGCCCGUAUGCUGGGGUAAGUGAUGGCUUUUACUCUCAGGUCUUAUGUUUUUAGAGUUGUUAAAACAGUAGACGAGUUUAUCUAUUCUACACAUCUUUGGACAUGCAGGGUUUUUCCCUUCCUUCUAUCACAUGCUCUUAUUUCCUUUAGUUACUAAAAUCUUGCUAACGGCCAAUUUUUAAGUUGUUAUGAAAGUGAAGUUAUAGGUUUUUCAAGCUUUUACAUUUUCCCCAUCCCAAGUGCUCUCUAAGGGGGUCAUCCUGAACGCUCGCGGAAGUUCUUCGCAGCGCAGUGUUCAGGUCAGAACUGCGCAUGUGCUGGCACCGCAGUGCGCCGGUGCAUGGCUGACAGCCGACGGCUGUCGUUGCCUAACGAUCGCCUCUGCCUGAUUGACAGGCUGGGCGGGAGAGGGCGGCACGGCGGCGUUUGGCCACCAUUUUCAGGGCACGGUCCGGUCAAAGCAGGCGUGGCCGGACCGCACGGUGGGCGGGCCGCAGCGGCUGCGUGACAUCACACGCAGCCGCUGCAAGCCGGGCAGCGACGAGUAGAUCCCUGUCAGCCGCUGUGUGAUGCUUAUGUACUUUGGGGGGGGGGGAGCCUGACAUGCGGAGCGGACUAGCUCUGUGCUGGGCGCCCCCCGCAUUUCAGGAAAGAUGAUUGUAGCUGUGCUAAAUUAAGCACAGCUACGAUCAGGUCGGAAUGACCCCCUAAUGACGCCGCUGAUGAGUACUUAGCAGAGAUUAAUAAAGCUGCAUUAGUUCAAAUGGAAGGAUUCAAAUCAACAGCACUGUAAUUUUAUUUUUUACGUUUUUUUUUUUUUUUUGGGGGGGGGUGACUUUCUUUGAGCAUCUGAAAAAGUGUUUAUGCAUAAGUGCUAGUCGUAACCUUCAUGCAUAGACCUUUUAUAUUGUGUGUGUGGGAUUUGUCUUGAUAUUUGAGUCUUUCAUCCCCCUUGGAAAGAACACUACAUCAUACAGUGCUCGUAUCAAAGAUGAGUUUCGUGAGAAUGUUAUGAACUUUUAAAUAUACAUCUUUGAACUCUGCAAGGUGUAAUAGUCUAUCAAUCUGAAUAUUGGGGUUGGAGUGGCCUUUCAGUAGUCUUAUGUAAGUGUAGAAACUGCUUUUGUUUUCCAUGGGACUUUAAAUACCCUGAUUCAUUUCAGCUCCGAUAGCUAUCUUUUGGCAAAGUCCUUUAAUACCCCUUUCACACCGCACAAAUAACCUGUGUCGGCGUGCGGUGUGAAAGCGCCAUAGCCGAAAUCCCGGGUCGUCUGACCCGCAAUUCAACCCGGGAAUAAAGCAGUGUUAUUUCCGGGUUGAUUACCGGGUCAGUGGCAGCGUAAAUGGGCUCGACCCAGGACCCGUUCACUACAACAGGGAGAGGCGGCGCAGAGAUGAUCUCAUCUCCCAGCGCCACCUCCGCCCCCGCCGCUAUGGCAACCCGCCCAGCAUAUUGCCAGGUCGGGGAAGCCAGCAGCAGCGUCCAAUGCUGGAUCCCAACAGGGAAGGACCCGUUUCCAAUUCCUGGGUGGGAUCCGGCAUUGGCGGUGUGAAAGGGGUAUUGCUUACAUUUACCGAUUACCCACGCCAAUCUGUGUUAUUAGUGUGUCAUAGAAAUAUUCGUCUGAAAUUGACUUUCUGGUAGUAAAAUUCCAUUAUUUGUUUUAGCAGAGUAAUGACAAGGAUGGGUCUUCUGUAUUUCACAUAUGAUAGAGACAUUUUUAUUUAUUUUCUUUUGCCCAAAAUACUAAAAUGUCCUUUAAUGGUCAGAAUUUUAAGCUCACAAACGUUGGUUUUUUGAAAGCAUAUCACAAAGAGGCUGGUCCACGAUUAGGAACAAUGUUUAGAUCCCAUGCUUCUUUCAUAUAAAACACUGAAGCGCUUCUGAGGAAGAUCCUAGAAAGGAUCGAAAUGCAUUAAGCAGUUGUGGCUAUUCCUUGAUUCACUGGAUUUGGAGAUCUUCCUGGGAACUUUGAGCAUCCGGAGCUCUAUGGGACCUAUGAGAGACUCACUACUUGAUGAGUAUAUGUGACUCCAUCCACCAGUGUUUUAUUACAAGCUUUUUAUCUUUAUAUGUUUGUGAGUGCAUUUUGUGCUGAUUAAAUAGCUACCUUGUCCACAGGUGUUUGCACUAUUGCAUUAUUUUUUAGUCCUUCCAACUUUAUUUCAUGAAAGAAGCAUAGGAUCUAAACAUUGUUCCUAAUUGUGGACCAGCCUCUUUGUGAUAUGCUUUCAAAAAACCAACGUUUGUGAGUUUAAAAUUCUGACCAUUAAAGGACAUUUUAGUAUUUUGGUGUUUUUGCACUAUUGCUUUUUCCCUUAUGGUUUUCUGUCCUCUUCAUUCGAUUGCAUGAAAGUUCAUCAUCAACAUCUUUCUACUUUAUUUACCGUGUAAGCGCAAUUAUACAUUUUAUUUACUGUGUAUUCUAUUGUUUUGAAAAAUUGGUGAUUUUUUCUUGAAGUGUAUAUGCUGCUAGUUAACACUGUCCUAAUCUGCGCAGAUAGCACAAAAUUUAUUUUUUAUCCAUUUUCCAGAACUUGGCAAAUUUAAUUAAUUGCUCUGUCCAGUAACAGUGUAGAGUUCUGUAGUUUAUAGAAGAACUAGCUUUAUUAUAAGCAAAGUGACUGUCAAGUCGAUGCUGUUUGAAAAGGGAUUGUUAGCAAAUGCAUUAAAUAGAUCGUAUACAGAGCUACCGAUUUAUACUCCCUAAAUAUUCCCUGUUUAUACCCCUUAGCAGCAUAACGAGAACAUAUGUUUACAUUGACCCAUCUUUGAUACUACCAUGACCGGAAUGACAAUGUUCCUUGUCCAGUCUGGUGUUCUGGAGGGGACAGUGUACAUUAUUCUGUAUAACGUAGUGCUCCCAUAUCGCAGGUUUAACCUAGGUUAUGUAUAUGGGGGAAAUUUGGAAUUAAAGGGACAUGCAUGUGGUUCUUGCCCAUCAUGUGCCACUGCUACUGAUUUGACUUCUCAGCUCUUCAUAAUCAUGGUGGACCCAGGAAGGAAAGGUCAUUUCAUGCUAGUGUGGGAAUUAGCAUUGUGCAGAUGUUAGCUGGCUUCCAGUGGUUGCUUCAGUACACCGCUCCUGUACCUCUGGUUAGCCACUUGUCCAUGCCUUGUACAGUAUCUUCCUGUGUUCUGGUGAUGGACUGUAACAGUUGCAGAUCUCAGGCAGAUGUUAGCUGGCUUCCAGUGGUUGCUUCAGUACACCGCUCCUGUACCUCUGGUUAGCAACUUGUCCAUGCCUUGUACAGUAUCUUCCUGUGUUCUGGUGAUGGACUGUAACAGUUGCAGAUCUCAGGCAGAUGUUAGCUGGCUUCCAGUGGAUGCUUCAGUACACCGCUCCUGUACCUCUGGUUAGCAACUUGUCCAUGCCUUGUACAGUAUCUUCCUGUGUUCUGGUGAUGGACUGUAACAGUUGCAGAUCUCAGACAGAUCGCCUGCGUUUGCAGAAGGAGGUACUACUAUGCAAUAAUGUCCAAUGGUAGAUGCCCCCAUUUUAAAAUGUCUUAUUCUGCAGAUGUUUUAUUAUUACGAGUGUUGUGUACUACAGAAAUACUUUGAGAAGUGCAUGAAAGUUAGCUCAAAUUGCAGUGUUUAAAUAACAUUUGUUCUUGUCCCUACCCCAAGGUCUAAUUAGAGAGCAAUAGAUCAGUGCGUAGGUAACUGUUUUUGGUGUGUCUAGCACAGGAUUGUCUGUUUCCUGUUCUCUUAUAGUAAUUUAGUUCAUUGUUUUUUGUUUUGUUUUUUUCUAUGAUGUCAUUUUGUGUCCCCAGUAACGUUGGAACAUGUACAAAGGCCUCACUCACACUUUGUUGAAUUGUAAGAGGACUAUCGCACAUGAGUAAGAAGGGCUUUGGUGUAGGAAUGCCUGUCAACAGUCUAUGAUUCAAAAUCUGGUCUAUGUCUGAUGCCAAAUGCUUUUGCCAUCGAUGGGGGAGAACCAAAUGGUUUCCCACCAUCGAUUUGUUUUAGAAGCAUAGGAUGUUUUUGUUUUUUCCUAUGAGUGUCGUGACAAAGGGCAUCUGGACACCCGCAAAGCCCCACGCCCAGGCUGUGCUUGGCCCGUAGGCCAAUCAGUGAAAGAACAGGGAUGACAAUUGGUGGGUGAAACCAUCAAUGGUGUUCCAUAGCAUAGUUUGUUACCAUCGAUGGCCAUUUAUAGCUUCCCCAUCAAUGGUAACCACACCGAUGGCCAUCCCUCCUUUUGUGUAAGAACUUGUCUGACAGAGCUAUAUACAGUGGUAUUCUGCUGAAGGUCGUGCACUAGAAGCAGAGAUUAUAUAUAUCAUCCUACCUAGUUACAGCUCUGUAACAUGAGUAAUCUUCACAUUAUAUCAGUAUAAAAGAACUUAUGUGCUAGUAAGCAGACAUAGAAUGCUGUUUUACAUCGCCUGUCCAGGAGCUUCAAGCCUUUCACACAGUGGGCCCUUCUUGUGAUGGUUUAUUUUUGUUUUAUAUGUAUGUAGUAUUUCAGGUUAUGUUCGGAUAGAUACUAGCAUUCAAAUAUUAAUAUAUUAAAUUAUACGGUUACUCUUCUUGCCGCAUAAGCAGUCAUGCUUUAAGUAUAUCUAUCAGUUGUAUGGUUUAUGUGUGUCUUUGGGUUUGGUUUUGUUUGUCCCAGUUUUAGAAUGAUAGAUUGUAUUUAUAUUUGCACCACACCUGAGAUUUACCUUUUUUUUUUUUUUUUUAUUGCUGCCCCUGUAGUAAUCUUUGCUCCGUUAUUGUCAAGGUUUUUUGUUACUUUGUCCUUUGAGCUUUGCUUGCCUUGUAAUGUUUUAAUGCUAUGCGACAACCAGGAUGGGAGUCGGACAAUAAAGACUUAUGAUCAUUACCCUUAAAGCUGGGUAUAUGCAAGAACAGGGAUGGGGAACCUUUGGUCCUCCAGCUGUUGUAGAACUAUACAUACCAGCAUGCCCCAAUACAGUUUUGCUAUUUGACCAUGCUAAAACUGUGCAGGGCAUGAUGGGAUGUGUAGUUCAACAACAGCUGGAGGUCCAAAGGUUCUCCAUCCCUGCGCUAGAACAAUGUGUCCCAGCGACGGUCUGACACAUUGUAACGUUGCAUCUUGCGGCGCACACCCACUAUACAAUAUAUAAUGCAAUGGCCCAAGGUAUUGUUACAUGUGUUACAUACUGCCAUGUAACUGCAUGCCGACUUCUGUGGGAUUGCCAUCGGACAUGCAGCACAUUAGAUGGGACGGCCUGAUCGCAGGUACGCACUAUGAGUUGCGUACAGUAUAUCUUUCCUAUCCGCGUCAGAACGAUCUAUCAUAGGAUACAUUGCUUAGCGUGUACCCAGCCUAAGACUGAAGCUUGCCUCUACAUGGGCAGAUCAUCUCGGAUGUAUGAUCCGUUUGGCCACAUGUGAGUGGAAAAAUUUGACAAAUCUUGCUCAAACAGUGGGUCAUAUUGGGGGUUUUUGGCAUUUGUGGUUGUACAAUGAUAUUGCCGCUAAUAGAGCCAAGACAUUUGUUAAAUGGUAUCGGACCUUUUAGGCGCAAAAAGUAAAGUUUGUAAGCUCAUUUUGUUUAAAACAAAGAAAAUUAGUUGGUAGGCUACGCUACAGGUUAUAAUAGGCACCUUUAUGCUUUCAGACCAAUAGCAAUUGGUACAUUACAUUUACAGUUCUAGAUAUAUUUUUUCUAAAAUGUCUUUAUUUAUAGAAAAGUCACCCUACGUCAGUUGUUAGUCCAAGCCUCUGAUAUUGCACUGAUUUAUAUUUUUCCUCUAAGAUUUCAGUAUUAGACAUCUACAUUUUGUAGGAUUCCAUUGUCUCAGAACGUUAGUCAGUAAUGUAAAAAUGUCAGUUACUAAAGACAGCACAAUAGGUAUUAACAGUCUGUAUUGCAUAGCACAAAGAAUUAGCACAAUGUCCGAACUGUGAGCAGUUUUAUUCCUGAGUUCAUGUCAAUCAAAGGGGCCUAAUUGGCAACAUGCGUGGUGCUGGGCAAUCUAGCACCUUCCGGUUUUAAUCAUUUUGUAUGUUUUCUAUGAAAAUGUUUUAGAUAUUAAACGCUGCAAAUGCAAAGUCAUGUUAAUGUUCUAGUUUUGUUUCUACUUCUGGUUUCCCAUCCUCAGUGCUUCCUAGUCCAUCCUAAUAAUGACGCCUAUCUUUGUACUUUCCUGAAAGACUCAGUAUUUUCUAUGGCUGUAUUGCAAACAUUUAAAAAAAAUUCAAUAAAACUUUUAUAACUAAA
This is a messenger RNA of Pseudophryne corroboree (corroboree frog), 9120 nucleotides long. It is a transcript of the gene PLEKHF2, whose product is annotated as pleckstrin homology and FYVE domain containing 2. Gene Ontology annotation, cellular component: early endosome. Lineage: Eukaryota; Metazoa; Chordata; Amphibia; Anura; Myobatrachidae. The transcript is spliced from 2 exons. Gene Ontology annotation, molecular function: metal ion binding; phosphatidylinositol binding. Gene Ontology annotation, biological process: endosome to lysosome transport; endosome organization. The coding region runs from base 210 to 956 and encodes 248 amino acids. The record is from RefSeq and is a predicted model, not a curated record.